Mizuhopecten yessoensis (Yesso scallop) is the source of this 3586-nucleotide messenger RNA. Its product is annotated as cubilin-like. The record is from RefSeq and is a predicted model, not a curated record. Gene Ontology annotation, molecular function: serine-type endopeptidase activity. Lineage: Eukaryota; Metazoa; Mollusca; Bivalvia; Pectinida; Pectinidae. The coding region runs from base 6 to 2825 and encodes 939 amino acids. The transcript is spliced from 16 exons. Gene Ontology annotation, biological process: proteolysis.
CUAAGAUGGCUGACACAUGGGGCUUAGUUUUACUUGGUCUCGUUUUAUUAUUAUUUGAUGGAGGUUACUCGACUUUAACCAGUGAUCGGCAAAAGAGACAUGUGACGUUAUGUGGAGAGAUAAUGACCAAGUCCCAGGGUACUAUAAGCCCUCCCGUGGCCGAUGAGUACUAUCUACCGAACCUAUUCUGUCGGUGGGAGAUCAGAGCCGAGGAAGGACAAAGACUACUUCUGUCUGCUCCAAGUUUCGCUUUGGAAUAUUCUUCAGAAUGCACCUGGGAUUAUCUGGAGGUGAGAGACGGCGGCGACGACCACGCCCAUAGGGUGGGUAAAUACUGUGGCUACGCUCCCCUGACUCUCCUCUCCUCCGACGACACUGUGUUUCUCUACUUCUCGUCAGACGGCUCGUCCCAGGACCGAGGCUUCCAGCUCGAUUUCAGAUCAGUCCCUGCAGAAACGUCAGAUCCAUCAUUCUGUAACCAACUGAUAGAGACUGAAGGUCUCAUCUCGAGUCCGAACUACCCUGGAGAGUACGGGGCUUACUCAUCAUGUGUGUACUGGAUCAAGGCUCCUAGCGAGCAAACGCUCGUUCAGCUGGAGAUCCGUGACGUCAGUUUAGAAGAUUCCGGUUGUCUGUUUGAUUACGUCAAAAUCUAUGACGGCAGAGAUUCCCAUUCACCGUUGUUACUGGAUCUCUGUGGAGACUCGGCGCCCUCCCCGUCUGUGACUUCCAGUGGCAAUCAGGCCUUUAUCACGUUUUUGUCGGAUGGGUAUCUAGAGGACAGAGGAUUUCAAAUAAAUAUCAACUUCAUCGAGAAUGACAGCGAAACAGAAACUGAAGACCAAGAAGCGUGCCGCCAGGUAUUUGCCGAGGCUAUGGAGGGUGUGGUAACAAGCCCAGGUUUCCCUGGUGUAUACCCUGAUCAGGCCCGAUGUGAAGCGAUCGUCAGGUCACCCCAGCCUGACCACCAUAUACGGCUUACCCUGGUUUAUUUGGACAUGGAGGGCUCCACUAACUGUACAUUCGACUCUCUGGAAUUCUUCGACGGGACGACUGAAGAAGCCAACUCUCUUGGAAAGAUUUGCGGACAGACAACACAGAAUCUUGUAUACGUUACUACAUCGGACACACUAAAAAUAGUUCUGACGUCAGACUACCUCGUAACCGGAAGGGGUUUCCUUGGUGAUUACACUGCGCUACCAAAUGAAGUUCCCAACUGUGUACCAGGUUGCAGCGACAACUCCGUUUGUGUGGAAGAAAGGGAAACGUUUAGGUGUAUUGCUGGUAAGCUAUGCGAGUACAAUAUAUGUGACAACGGUGAGUGUGUACAAAGGGACGGGAACCUCACGUGUUACUGCACGUCCAACUACACAGGCAUGCUGUGUGACGUCAACAUUCAGCCGGAGAAUAGCGUGGAUACACAGCCAGGAGUACGGGAUACCCACACAGAUAUAUCAGCUGAUCGUGGAGAGCGUCUCAUCCUCGACUGUACAACAAACGUCUCCGAUACCUUCUUUACAUGGGCGCUAAACGAUCGUCUCAUCAUGGGAGAUAUAGGUGUUAUCGAGCAUGUAAACGGAAGUCUGGAGAUCCUCGCCUUCGACGACACAUAUGUUGGCAUGUACAAGUGCCUAACAGACUCUUACGACACAUUCUCACAAACAACGUUCAACUUGACUUUGACGGAAGGCUGCAAUUUCGAAAUAGAACUCUCACCACCAGAGGUGUCAGCUAUUAGUGGUGAUAGCGCCACGUUGCGAUGUACCGUGACAUCCGGACAACACAAUAUGACAUGGCUGAAGGAUGAUGAGAAGCUCUCGGAAGGCGAAGAAUACGAGGUCUCGGAGAACGGUACACUGCUGACGAUACUAGCUGUGACUGAGACAACAACAGGGGAGUACACCUGCGCGCUUAACAAGGGAGAUAACUGUGAGGUUUCCAGGACUGCCCUUGUGUCCAACCUACCGCCAAGGCUAGAUAACGGAUAUUGCGGACGACCAUCUAUACCAGACAUGAUGCCACGUAUACUCGGAAGAAUAAGUAGGGGUCAAUCAGUACAGCAAGGCUCAUCGCCAUGGCACGUGAUCUUACGGGAUCGAAGGGAGUUGACAACAUUUUGUGGAGGCACAUUGAUAUCGAAGUCUUGGAUUCUGACAGCUGCUCAUUGUACCAGUAACGACCACUUCUCCAGAGAGUUCAACAAAUCAUUUGAUGCGAGUUACGUUGAUCUCAUCAUGGGCACUGACCUAUGUAACGGAACAGGAGGAGAAAGAAGAGGAAUCCGAAGGUAUAUUCCGUAUCCAAGAUUCGGCAAACGCGCUCCGUAUGACAACGACAUAGCGUUGAUUGAACUCGACGCCCCUGUUGAAUAUAAUCGUCGGAUCAGACCGAUUUGCCUACAAUCCCUUGAGACAAUUGAAAGCGUUUUCAUGAACAGGCGGCUUGGUCGGACCGUGGGUAGAGUAGUAGGAUGCGGCAGGGUUCACGAACGGGUAACGGAAACGCCACCCUACCUUCGGGAUGUUUUUGUGCCGUACGUGGACAGAAGGUUCUGCUCCCAUGCCCGAAUAGGAGAUGGAAACUUCACCGAUUCCAUGAUCUGCGCCGGAUACAACCGCGCCUAUUUUGGUGAUGCUUGCUCUGGUGACAGUGGGGGAUCCUUGUCAAUGCAGAAGACCACGGAAGACCCUUGGUAUUUGGUGGGAAUCGUAUCUUGGGGUGUCGGUUGUGAUAGGCCUGGCCACUACGGUUACUACACUCAUGUCGCCAAGUUCUUGGAUUGGGUUAGUAGAAUAACAAAUUCUGAAUUUUUAGAAACGUUUUAAUUUUUCAAAACUUAAAGUGUCAGAGAAUACAAUGACCAGCUGUAUAUUAUGCUAAAAGUGUUAAUGAUGCUGAUAUUGAUGUUUUCGUUUACUUAAAAUGUGUUUCUGUUCACAAGCUGUUUGCAAAUAAUUCUUUUUGCGAUUAUUUUUUCUCACGACACAUUCGCUAGAAUUUUAAUUGAAAACGGUUUCACAACGUUGAAUUACGUCUGGAAAAAUAUUUUGUUUUAUUUGUUUGAUUCGCAAUCCUCUAACUUUGCGAAUUAACAUUUGCACUUUCGAAUUCAUUAUAACAAACUUUGAAAUAUCAAUAUAACAUAUUCCCGUUAUGAGAUAUAAUAGCUGAUAUCAUGAGGUUGAAAAUGUUGUGGUUGGACCGCUGAUGUGAAAAUUUCAGAAGAAUUUUACCGCUACAUAUGUUAAUUUACAAAAUGUUUUUAUCUCGCUCAUAUUCCUUUCAAAUGCUGCACUGUAAAUCUGUCAAAAAGGUGGGUGUUGUUCUGAUCUUUGACAACGUCGUCUUAAGAAAGAACUUGAUUGUGUCAAAUUAUGCUGUUGACGUGGCAUCAUCAACAUUGUUGCUUUGAUGUCAUGCUACUUGUUGUAAACCGUUUGUCAGCAUUCAGGCAUCUUAGAUCUCGAUAUAUUGUUAAAGCGCCUUAGAAAACCUAAAUUCCUUGGUUCAGUAGGUAAAAACAUUAACAAAAUCCUGGUAAAAUUGAUUUCAAAAUAGAUUAAUGGAUAAUUUGUCAUUAAAACAU